AUGAACUCCAACUCAGUUUACAUACCACAUUAGUACCGAGCAUUUGUUACGUAGUUGUCGCUUUUCUGUGUAAAUAAAAGUACUUAAUGAUUAACAAUUAAAGUAUAAUCAACCAAUAGUUACGUGAAUUAAUUUACAUUCCGCUCUGUGAUCUCACGAAGAAACAAUUCGCAACAGAUUAUUAUUCCUGACGUACAGUAACAGUUAAGAGUGGAAAUUCCCGUGUAUUCCUAUAUAUACGCUGUAUGAGUGUUAUGCGUAUGUGUAUCGAUAUAAUUCAACACAACAAAAAUGAUGGAUUUUGAAACGGGAGGAGUGCCUGGUACCCUCGUCCUAGUGAUAUCAUUAUUAACACAUGUUUUACUCAUAUCACCAGUGAUCUACAAUUUGGUGUUAUUUUUCACAAACCUCAGUUUCUUCGCAUGGCAUCCAAUAUGCUGCGUCACAGGGGUGGGCUUUUUGAUAAUGGAAGCCAUUCUCAGCGUCUCUGGCGAACCGACCAUAACCUCGAGAUUGACACGAACUAGACGCAUAGAUCUACACUGGCUCCUGAACGUCUUAGGGCUGUCUUGUAUCGUGGCUGGCUUUAGCAUUGUUUUUAUUAACAAAGAGAAUUAUAAUAGGAAUCAUAUAACGACACCUCACGCCAAACUGGGACUCAGCGCCAUAAUAAUCGCCAUUAUUGUAUGCAUUGGCGGGAUCCUGGCGAAAAACACGCGUUGGGUUUAUCCAACAGUACGUCCGUUAUUUAUUAAGGUCUGUCAUGUUUGCCUAGGAAUUAUAGCCGCAAUCCUCUUACUGGCUACUGUGAUUAAUGGGACUUAUAAAUCCUUUUGGCCAGGAACUGAUUUAGGCAGAAAUUUAGUCUUUGCUUCGUUCGUUAUUGGAGGAUUUUUAGUACUAAUUAAACCUCUGCUACUUACCGUUAGACGAGGUAGAUCUCUAUUUGCGCCAUCUACCGGUCCACAUACUGGACCGCGUAACCCAUAGCAAUUGAAAGUUGGGCCAUACCCAUCGCUAGUAAAUUAAAGUUACUGGUCAUGUUCUUAAUUGAUUUACCAUACGCACUUUCGUUAUUAGUAAUCCGACUGUAGAUAGUCUCAUAUCUCUUGCGAUAAGAUCCUCGAGCGGAGGUAACCGAUUCUUUCGUAAGAUACGUAUAUUAGAACGAUUGACGUGAAAAAUUAAUUAUAUAUCACUGUAUGUAAUGCCAACCAUAUAUAUCAACACUUUAUUAAUUCCACACGCAUCGUAUACAUAUACAUAGAAUAUAUGUUAUAUAUAUUUUUAAAUGCAAUAUACAUAUACAAUAAUACAAUUUCUCCUUUCUUAUUUUUUGUCUUCGGUAAAUACUUAACACGGUAACUGUACCUGUAUUCUCGGUCUUAUCAAUUACUAUAUAUUCCAUCUAAUCUUAACAUUAUGCAACAACAUGUUUCCCCGCGUAUACACACGCACGGAUCACCUAUAUUUUUAUCACUGUACUCACGUACACUCGAAUUAUUAUAUUAAUCUAGAUUUUAAUUUAAAUCUAAUUGUCCCAUCUUGAUUCACAUGAAGAUUUCUUUCCGUGCAUAUUGUGUAUAUUUGAUUGUAUAUCGUUCUGCUGGUAGCCGUUGUAAAUAAACAUAAAGUAAUAUAAGUGUA
This is a messenger RNA of Cephus cinctus (wheat stem sawfly), 1647 nucleotides long. RefSeq names its product cytochrome b561 domain-containing protein 2. The transcript is spliced from 4 exons. Lineage: Eukaryota; Metazoa; Arthropoda; Insecta; Hymenoptera; Cephidae. The record is from RefSeq and is a predicted model, not a curated record. The coding region runs from base 292 to 990 and encodes 232 amino acids. Gene Ontology annotation, molecular function: transmembrane monodehydroascorbate reductase activity.